AUGUAUGGUGUUACCAAGAUACUUGGGAUUCAGGGUGGGUAUAGAGGUUUCUACGCUCGGAAUACCAUCGACUUGACUCCAAAGAGUGUAAAUGACAUUCACAAAAGGGGCGGAACUAUUCUUGGCUCGUCACGAGGAGGCCAUGACACCAUGAAGAUUGUUGAUAGCAUUCAGUACCGUGGUAUAAAUCAGGUGUAUGUUAUUGGUGGUGAUGGUAGUCAAAGGGGUGCAGGAGUGAUUUUUGAAGAGGUCAGAAAGCGUGGUCUCAAAGUUGCUGUUGCUGGCAUUCCUAAGACUAUUGAUAAUGACAUCCCGGUAAUUGAUAAGUCCUUUGGUUUCGACAGUGCAGUCGAGGAAGCUCAACGUGCCAUAAAUGCCGCUCAUGUAGAGGCUGGAAGUGCUGACAAUGGAAUAGGCCUUGUAAAGCUAAUGGGACGAUACAGUGGUUUCAUCGCACAUUAUGCCACCCUAGCAAGCAGAGAUGUGGAUUGUUGCUUGAUUCCGGAGUCACCUUUCUAUCUGGAAGGUGAAGGUGGGCUCUUCAAAUAUAUAGAAAAGCGUCUGAAGGAGAAUGGCCAUAUGGUCAUUGUCGUUGCGGAGGGUGCAGGACAGAAACUUAUUGCCGAAAACAUGAAGGAAAUGGGGCAAGAUGCUUCUGGCAACGCACUGCUUCUUGAUGUUGGUCUUUGGUUGUCUCAGAAGAUAAAUGAGCAUUUCAAGAAAAACAAGACAACCAUAAAUCUGAAGUACAUAGAUCCUACAUACAUGAUACGCGCCAUUCCUAGCAACGCAUCGGAUAAUGUUUACUGCACAUUGCUGGCUCACAGUGUGGUCCACGGAGCCAUGGCUGGAUACACCGGUUUCACUGUCGGCCAAGUAAACGGCCGGCACUGCUACAUUCCCUUGUACAGGAUCACAGAGAAGCAGAACAAGGUCUCGAUAACUGACAGGAUGUGGGCAAGGCUUCUCUCCUCCACCAACCAGCCGAGCUUCCUCAGCAAGCAAGACGUCGACGAUGCCAAGGUCGAGGACGAGAGGACAGCCAAGCUCUUGGACGGCUCGCCUUCGAACCCCAAGGUCGAAGAUAAAGUCCGCAUCGAUUAG
Triticum turgidum subsp. durum (durum wheat) is the source of this 1104-nucleotide messenger RNA. Lineage: Eukaryota; Viridiplantae; Streptophyta; Magnoliopsida; Poales; Poaceae. The record is from the annotation of a GenBank genome assembly.